AUGGCCUUAGAAGCUAAGGUCAAGCCGAUGUUUAUAUUUUUAAUGGAAACUAAAGUUCGUCGUGAUCAUGCUGAACGACUGAAAAAUAAAUUAAAUUUUGAAGGCCUCUUCUAUGUGGAUGGUGGUGGAGUUGGCGGAGGUUUAGCUUUAUUUUGGAGAGACAAAGAUGUUGCUAAGUUAAUAAGUUACUCUAAAAAUCAUAUUGAUAUUCAAGUGCGGCUGCCUAGCAGCAAUGCUUGGAGAUUAACGUGUUUUUAUGGUUUUCCAGAACGUAAUUGCCGUCAACAGUCUUGGGAUCUCUUGCGAUCUCUUCACUCUAAAUCAGACUUACCAUGGCUUGUUGCUGGUGAUUUUAAUGAUAUUGCAGCCCAAUGUGAAAAACGUGGUUUACAUUCCCAUCCUGUGGCUCUUAUUGAAGGGUUUAAUAACAUGCUUGAAGAUUGCGGUCUUUUUGAUCUUGGUAUGAGUGGUCGAAAAUUUACGUGGGAAAGAGGCAAGGGGACUGACAGUUGGGUGGAGGAGCGACUAGACAGAGCUGUAGCGGGGGCCGACUGGUGCUCUCUAUUUCCUCAGGCUACGGUCUCUAAUCAUGAUGUUAUUACGUCCGAUCAUACUGCCAUAUUCAUUGAGAUAGAUGGUCCUGCUAUUGUGAGACAAAAACGCAGAUUUAUGUUUGAAAAUGCUUGGAUUAAAGAGUCAGGCUGUAAGGACAUAGUACUGAGAGCUUGGACGGCGUCUGUAGGAGAACCCCUCCCUCGAAGGCUUGAGCAUUGUGGUGACUCUCUUAAACGUUGGGGAGGUGGCUUUGUGAAACAAACUGAGAAGGAGAUUGCAUGGAUUCAGUCUCGACUGAAUGGUCUGCGAUAUAGGCGAGAUGAGGUGUCUCUGCGUUGUUUUCGUGACUUAGAUGCAAGAAUGAGAACUUUAUAUGAUGAGUUGAAUAUUUUUUGGCGUCAAAGGGCUAAGCAGCACUGGUUAGCGAAGGGUGACAGAAACACGAAAUUUUUCCAUUUGUAUGCAUCCAUCCGAAGAAGGAAAAAUCGGAUUGUUCGCCUUCGUGACGAAACCGGUCAGUGGAUCGAUGGAGGUGGUUUAAUGGGCUUGGCAAAGCGAUAUUUUGAAAAUAUAUUCACAGCCAAAGGGGUUAGUUUACUGGAUUCUUUGAAUACUUUUGUUCCUAAAGUUUCUGAGGUGGAUAAUGACGUUCUUAUGCAACCGUUUACUAAUGAUGAUGUUAAGGAGGCUCUCUUUAGCAUGGCCCCGGAUAAAUCCCCGGGGCCGGAUGGUUAUAGUCCUGCAUUUUUUCAGCAUUUUUGGAGUGAGAUUGGUAGUGAUGUCUCCCGCUUCGUCUUGGAUUGCAUGAAUGAGGGUGAAUUCCCAGUUGGUAUGAAUGAUGCUAUAAUAACACUGGUCCCUAAAAUUGCUGCUCCUGCUUCUAUGCGUGAACUACGACCGAUUGCUUUAUGCAAUGUAGUUUAUAAAAUUCUCUCUAAAAUGUUGGCGAACAGAAUGAAGGAUGUUCUUGAGAAGAUAAUCUCGGCCUCGCAAAGUGCCUUCCUUCCAGGGCGACUCAUAACAGAUAAUGUGCUCAUCGCCUCAGAAGUGAUUCACUACCUGAACCGAAAGCGUGAAGGGCGAGAUGGUUGGUGUGCUUUAAAGUUAGACAUGGCGAAAGCCUAUGAUAAAAUGGAAUGGCCAUUCUUGAAUGAAAUCAUGUGUCGUAUGGGCUUUCAUCCUCGUUGGAUUAAUUUGAUUAUGCGGUGUGUCAGCACGGUUCGCUAUAAGGUGGGAGUUAAUGGUGAGCUUUCGGAUUUCAUUGUUCCUUCUUGUGGAUUGAGGCAAGGGGACCCCCUGUCUCCUUAUCUAUUUAUUCUUUGUGCCGAGGGUCUUUCACAUUUAUUAACUGAGGCAGUUCGUAAUAGAGCUAUUUCACUAUGUGUUGUAGCAAGAGGUGCUCCUGGAAUAUCACACUUAUUUUUUGCCGAUGACAGCCUGUUAUUCUUUAAGGCUACGGUUCCAGAAGCUGAAGCAGUUAAAAGCUGCUUGGUCACCUAUGAGCGUUUAUCGGGUCAAUCGGUAAACUUCUCUAAGUCUUGUAUUAUCUUCAGCAGGAACACAGGAGAGGUCCAAAGGGAUGCAGUGGCUUCCGUAUUUAAUGUAAGUCAGGCUGGUAAUAUUGGAAAAUACCUGGGCUUACCGAUGGGAAUCGGCCGGAAUAAGAAGGAAGUAUUUUCAUUUAUUGAAGCCAAACUUAAUCAUCGGUUGGGUGGAUGGCACAAAAAGGUACUCUCACGAGCGGGGAAGGAGGUUUUACUAAAAAGUGUUGCUCAAGCCCUUCCCACAUAUACCAUGAGCAUAUACUAUCUCCCUGUUACCUUAUGUGAGCGAAUUGAGAGGUCUAUGAAUAAGUUUUGGUGGGCUUCUAAUGGCAAUCGUGGUGGCGGCAUAAGGUGGAUGUCCUGGACGAGAAUGUGUGAGUCGAAGGUGAAUGGAGGCAUGGGUUUUAAGUCGCUGAGUCGUUUUAAUAUUGCACUUCUCGCCAAGCAAGGAUGGCGCUUGCUCACUAACCCAUCUUCUUUGGCUGCUUUGCUUUAUAAAGCUAGAUACUAUCCAAAUGGUGACUUCUUGGAUGCUAUGAUUGGGACGAACCCGAGCUAUUGUUGGCGAUCCAUACUUGCAGGCCAAAAUUUGCUCCGAAAUGGGUGUUUUAAGCGCAUAGGUAAUGGCAAAGCAACUCUCAUUUGGAAACACCCCUGGUUACCAAAUGACGAUGAUCCUUUUAUCCAUUCUCCCAUCCUGCAGCAUGAUCCUAAUAUGCCAGUAAGUGGUUUAAUUAAUCAAGCUACGAAAGAUUGGGAUAUGAAUGUGUUGAACACUAUUUUUGAACCCCGGGAUGUGAAUCUCAUUACAAAAAUUCCGGUUACAUUGCAGUUCGACGAUCAAUGGUGUUGGAGAGGUGAUACUAGGGGUCUCUACUCUGUCAGGCAUGGUUAUCGUAUUAUGUCUGAGCUACAUAACCACAAUAUCUUGCAUUCUGCUACUUGGCGUAACCUCUGGAAAAUGAAAAUACCUCCAAACAUUCAAAACUUUCUGUGGCGUUGCUAUCAUGGAGUCCUUCCUACCAUGAAUUUUCUGUGGCGUUGCUAUCAUGGAGUCCUUCCUACCAUGAAUGCUCUGUGGCGUUGCUAUCAUGGAGUCCUUCCUACCAUGAAUGCUCUUUCAGCGAGACAUGUCGAGGUUGAUGAUCUAUGCCCUCUGUGUCGUCUCAAUCCUGAAUCCCUUGGACAUUUAUUUUAUGGUUGUAUGCAUGUUGCUCCUCUUUGGAAUGAUUUUAUAGACUACCCACUCCCUGGAGCUACUGCUGAUUUCAUGACCUGGUUUUCUAAUUUGUUUGUGAAUGGCUCUCUAGUCAUGACCUGGUUUUCUAAUUUGUUUGUGAAUGGCUCUCUAGAAGUAAGGUUGAAAUUUGCUGCUCUUUGCUGGUGUAUAUGGCAUGGAAGGAAUGAUCUUGUAUGGAAUCAAACUCCCUGGCAACCAUCUAAAAUUAAACUUGUAUGGAAUCAAACUCCCUGGCAACCAUCUAAAAUUAAAUUGGAGGUAAUUCACUUACUUAAUUCUUGGCAGGAGUUGGGUGAGAGAAAUAUUAGUAACAAUAUGCAUGGAUUCACAUUGAGUAAUGCUGCUAGUCCUACGGCUGAUGUAGCUUUGAUCUAUGUGGAUGCUGCAGUAUUUCCUGAAACAGAUCAAGCUAGUUAUGGUGUGAUUAUUUUGGAUAAUAACGAUGGUUUUGUUGCGGCAAAAAGUGGCCCGAUUAGAUGCUUGAAUGAUGCACAUUUAGCGGAGGCAAUUGCAAUUAAGGAAGCUUUAUCUUGGGCUAAGGAAAAAGGCAUUCGUCGGCUGAAGGUUUAUUCUGAUUGUCAAGCGGUGUGCAACUUGUUUAAUGGUACUUUGCCGGACUUCUCCUUUGCAGGUUGUACUAUUAACGAAUGUCGAGAACUUAAACGACACUUUGAGUUUGUGUCUAUUCAGUUUAUCUCUAGAUCAGUGAACAAACCCGCUCAUGUGUUAGCUAGGGCGGCCCGUUCGCAAACUGGUCCUCAUUGUUGGAUUUCUUCUUUACCAUCUUGUAUUCAAACUUUGAUUUAA
Messenger RNA from Ipomoea triloba (trilobed morning glory), 4146 nucleotides. RefSeq lists its product as uncharacterized. The transcript has a single exon. The record is from RefSeq and is a predicted model, not a curated record. Gene Ontology annotation, molecular function: nucleic acid binding; RNA-DNA hybrid ribonuclease activity. Bases 1 to 4146 code for a protein of 1381 amino acids. NCBI's taxonomy places the organism in Eukaryota, Viridiplantae, Streptophyta, Magnoliopsida, Solanales, Convolvulaceae.